Molecule: messenger RNA, 945 nt
Organism: Trichoderma harzianum CBS 226.95
Lineage: Eukaryota; Fungi; Ascomycota; Sordariomycetes; Hypocreales; Hypocreaceae
Exons: 2
Coding region: 1-945 (314 amino acids)
Source: RefSeq, a predicted model, not a curated record
AUGCGGCUAUUUUCCAUAACUACUCUGCUGGUCGGCAUUGCUGCUGCCAUCCCGUCCCCCCGUGAUGUGCGCGGCGAUACGCCAGUGCGCAUUCGAAUCGGUGUUGACAAGGCCGCUUCACAGACGGCCCUGACAGUACUUGCAAGGGAUCGGGACGUGAUCAUCGGCAAGAGCCGUUCGACUAGUCUCAACACGGGAAAUUUUGCACAAGUUCCGAUUAUUUCCCAGCUUGAUGAUAACGGCAGUGGCACUGGAAGCAUCAUGAUUGGCAACAAUGUGUAUACAAUCCAUUCAGAUACCAAUGCUUCUGGUGGCAUUUCAUGCUCUGCCGACUUCAGCUCUACCGACUUCGACUCUACCGACUUCGACUCUACCGACUUCAACUCUACCGACUUCAACUCUACCGACUUCAACUCUACUGAAUUGGACACUGAGCUUAGUAAACGCCAAACACCAAGCCCGUGCACACAAUGGAGUCCAUUCACGGAGAAAGACGGUGACGGCAGCCCAACCCAGAGAUGCAAUUUAUCCAACUCAGAAAACAUUUUUUGUGGUGCUGCGAAUGAGUGCAGUGCUGGCCGAGAGGAUUCUACUUCCUACACUAUCGGAUUUUCAGUUGCAGGUGCUCUUACACGGUGGGCUAGUGUCGGCUUCGCUGUCGAACAAAGCAGGUCAACAGGUAAUACGUAUACUUGUACAGGCCAACGAAAUGAGCGAGUUUGUGUAAGAUACAUGAUGGCACAUACGAAUUACAACGUUUUCAAUAGCCUGAGAAAUGGAUGCGGAAGCAUUUCAAGAGGUAAUAGGGCGCGCAUUACCUCGCCUAAUGCUAAUAACAAAGGUGGUGGUUACCUCUGCGGUAUUGGCGCAGCGCAGUGUAACUAUAAGAAUUAUAGAUGGUGGGAUCUGGUGGACCAUAAAGGAGGCAGCUGUAUUGAUUAUUAG